AGUUUUAUUUCUAACAUGUUCUCACUCCGUCUUUCUCAGGGGAUGGAGGACGACGAUGACGACGGGACUCUGCUGGGCAAGUUUACAUACGACCAGGACGGAGACCCGACGCAGACGUUUGAGCUGCCUAAACCCAGCGAGGUCCAUCGCUACGUGGCCUUACGUGUGCUCAGCAACUGGGGUCACGCAGAGUACACGUGUCUGUACAGAUUCCGUGUACACGGAACGAUGGACGUCACAUGAUGUUUGAAGCACGAGUUUGUUUAAAUCUUGUAAAUAAUAAAUGUAUUUAA
Messenger RNA from Thalassophryne amazonica, 293 nucleotides. RefSeq names its product SUN domain-containing protein 2-like. The record is from RefSeq and is a predicted model, not a curated record. The transcript is spliced from 2 exons. Lineage: Eukaryota; Metazoa; Chordata; Actinopteri; Batrachoidiformes; Batrachoididae. Gene Ontology annotation, biological process: nuclear envelope organization. The coding region runs from base 16 to 243 and encodes 75 amino acids. Gene Ontology annotation, cellular component: meiotic nuclear membrane microtubule tethering complex; nuclear envelope. Gene Ontology annotation, molecular function: protein-membrane adaptor activity.